AUGGAGCAUUUGGGGGAGUUUCUGAGCGCCAGGCUGCAGGACCUUGCUUCGGCCCGGCCAGCACUGCGCGCCUGUUGCACGCUGGUCGAGCGCGGCGCCAGCGGGGCCGGCGCGCCGUCGCUGAAGCUCGAGAUCAUCGAGAGGAUCCUCAGGAUGCUCGGGUCCGACGUCGCCGUGCCGGCGCUCGCGCAGGCUGCGCGAACGGCGGCGCUGCAGCUGCUGCUAGCAGCGGUGCGCGGGUACGGCGCGAGGCUCAAGGACGCGGGGCUCAAUCUGGUCGACGUCGUCUCGGGCUGCAUCGACGGCGAGAAGGACCCGCGCUGUCUUCUGGAGGCGUUUCAGCUCUCCAAGGCGACGUGCUCGCUCUACCCCAGCUCCGCCAAAGACCUCGACGAGGGCAUGUCGGAGUCCUUCGGCGACCUCUUCGACGUCCUCGCGUGCUACUUCCCCCUCAGCUUCACUCCCCCCCGGGACGACCGUUUCCGCAUCUCGCGCGAGGACCUCGCCGCCGGGCUGCAGGACGCCCUCGCGCACCUGCCGCAGGCCGCGCAGUUCGUCCUCCCGCUCGUCGUCGAGAAGCUCACCGCGCCGCUCGACAACGCGCGCCGCGACGCCGCCUCCCUGCUCGCCGCGUGCGCCGCCACGUAUCCGCCCGCGGACAUGGAGCCGUUCGUGGGCGCCGCGUGGGCGGCGCUGCGCUCGGAGAUGUCGCUCCCCGACGCGGACGCGGGCGGCCAGGGCGGCGGCCCGGCGCUCACGCUGCGGCGGCGCGGCGCGGCGGUGACACUGCGGGAGUGCGUGGCGCGGGGGUGGGCGGCGCUGGGGCGCGCGGCGGCGGCGGACGCGCGGCUGUUCGCGCAGAUGACGGACGUGGUGACGCGCGCAGGGGAGUUCCAGUACGACGACGACCGCAAGGCCGAGGAGCGGCUGCGGCCAGCGAUGUUGGCGGCACGUGCGCUGGCGGGCUCGACGGCGGAGUGCGCGCGGGCCGUGGCGGAGCCCGUCGUGCAGCGGCUCGCGGCGCCGAUGAGCUCGCUGUGGGAGGCGGUCGCGCGCGGCGAGCUCGGCGCGAAGCUGUCGUCGCUGGGCGACGGAAUGACGGCAGUCGCCGCAGUCCUCCGGGGCCUCUCAGAACUCCCCCCGAGUGCGCUCCAGGGCGCAGACGGGACCACGACGACACACCCGCUCGCAAGCGUCGCCGCCGCUGCAGUCCAGGCCCUGUCAGGCGCCUCCGGCGACGUCGACGAUGCUGGGGGACUACACCACCUGUCAGGCGGGGGGUCUGGGCGCACAGCAGCGCUCGCUACGGCACUGCGCGGCCUCAGCUGGAUCAUGCGGUGUCCGUCCGACUCGGCGGACGCGCGCGUCGCGGUGCAGGCAGCCGUCACCAUCGCACGCGCCGGCACGAGAGCCACGUGCGCGCUGCCGGCGCCCGACGAGCGGUGCGAACACGAACUGCUCGACGCGCUGCAGGCCGUGUCGCAGCGAUGCAGCUGCGACGACGCCGUGCUGCAUGCCGUGCGGGAACGCUGCCUCCCGGACCUGGUGGCGGGCGCGCCCACGCCGCUGCAGCUCGCUGCCACGGCGUCCCUCGCGCGGCACUGCACCGUCCUGCUGGGGCCGGUCCUGCGCGCGCAUGACGCCGUGCUGACGAAGAGCAUGCGAGAACCGGGCGCGGGAGAGGUUCCGAGGGUCGCUGACGACAUCCGGAGGCGCCUUUUAGGCCCCCACCUGACGUCGGCCGACGGUCCCGCAUUGCAGGACGCACUCGGGGCGUUCCUCGAGGGCCUGGCCGGCGCGGCGCGCGACGCCGACGCUGCCCCGGAGCCCCCUGCGCCCGCGGCGUGCGUGAGCCUCGCGGCGCUGUGCUGCCGCGCGAUGCAGCUGCUCCCCGCCAGUGCACAGCUGCCACUCCUUGCGACGGCCUCCGUGCCGGACGACGGGCAGCCCACGCCGCUGUGCACGUGCCGUGCGGCUGGUCUGAUAGCCGGAGCACGCGGGGACGCGCUCGCGUCGGACGUCCCGGCCGCGCUCGCCCUCGCGCGAGCCAUGCUGGGCACGGUUUCAGCAGUGGUGCGGGGGGGUGUCCGCGCAGGGCACGAGCGCGCCGCGGUCGCGACGUGCGCGGCUGAGGCGGCGGGUUCCGUGCUCAACAAGCUCGGGCGCGACGCUGCCGCGCGGGACGCCGUCGACGCGGUCGUUGCGGAGGCCGAACGGAUGGUGGGUGCAAUGCUGGGUUCGACGGACCACGAGGGGGACGUGGACAUGGAGCACGGGAGAUGCGCGGCGGCUGAGAUCGUCGGGACCUUCGCGGGCGCCCUCGCGAUGCUGCCGCACAAGCGAUCCGCGGCGCUGCUCGGGCUGCUGGUCGACAACGUGCGCAGCGUCGGGGAGUCUCGCGGGCUGUCAGACGAGCUGGCUGCCGCGGCAUGGGCCGUCGCUGCGCCGCUGCGGCGAGCGGAGGACGCGGGGGACGGCUCGCUGCUCACCGCGGACGCCCACUGCCGACAGCACCCGCUGUGGCAGGCCCGCUGCACUGCGGUCUGUCUCGGCCUCCUGAGUCAGGCUCGCGACGCCGCAGGUGGCGCACCACGUGCCGUGCACGCGGGCCUCGCGAUGGCUGGUGCCGCGGUGGCCGCCGCGGCCCCUCCGGGCGCGGCAGCGCAGGACGCUGCCGUGGCAGUGUCCGUCGUCGUCGACACCCUGCACUUCCUGUCCGAGCCCGACGCUCUGCCGGCCCUCGGGUGCCACCCACCUUGCGCCAACGACCCGGCGUCUCUACGGAGCGCGCAGGCCCCCGCCGCGCAGGCGUGCGUGGGUGCGGUGCGGGCGUUCGGUGCACUCGCGGCCGAUCCGGUGUCGUCAGCGGCGCUGCAGGACGCAGCCCCGCGCGGCGUGGAGGCGCUCGCGCGGCUGGUGCAGAGCGCGCCGGUCGCAGCGGUGCGGGAGGCCGCGGCGAGGGGCUUGCGGGGGGCUGCGGAGCGGGUGGCGUACACGGCGCUGCAUGCCGGGAGAAGGGAUGUGGUGCGGGCGCUGGAGGCGGCGAGGGACGACGGGCGGCGAGCUGUGCGGGUGGCUGCUGCGCGCGCGCUUGAGGCGUGGCGGCGGUGA
This is a messenger RNA of Pedinophyceae sp. YPF-701, 3111 nucleotides long. The record is from the annotation of a GenBank genome assembly. Lineage: Eukaryota; Viridiplantae; Chlorophyta; Pedinophyceae.